Molecule: messenger RNA, 963 nt
Organism: Helianthus annuus (common sunflower)
Lineage: Eukaryota; Viridiplantae; Streptophyta; Magnoliopsida; Asterales; Asteraceae
Product: fasciclin-like arabinogalactan protein 11
Exons: 1
Coding region: 70-822 (250 amino acids)
Source: RefSeq, a predicted model, not a curated record
UACACAUCCACACACCCUCAUAACCAAUUCCCACAUUUUCAAGAUUUUACCAUUCAUUCUCUUGAAAAAAUGGCAACAAACUUCCGGUUAUCUACCCCUUUCAAAUUCUUAACACUACUACUAAUCAUUCUUCAAUGCACCACCACCACCAUCGUCGUCGUCGCUCAAGCUCCGGCACCAGCACCAACCGGGCCCACUAACAUCACCAAGAUCCUCGAAAAAGCCGGUCAAUUUACCACCCUAAUCCGCUUGAUGAAAGUCACACAAUUAGGUGAUCAAAUCAACACACAACUAAACAACUCCAACCAAGGGAUGACGGUAUUCGCCCCCACCGACAACGCUUUCUCCUCCCUCAAAGCCGGAACAUUAAAUUCGCUUUCUGAUCAAGAGAAAGUCUCUUUGUUACAGUUUCAUGUGGUCCCAACAUACCUAACUAACGCACAACUUCAAACGGUUAGUAAUCCGUUAAGGACACAGGCUGGAGAUACCGCCAGUAACAAAUUUCCGUUAAAUGUAACCACCUCAGGUAACCAAGUGAACGUGUCAACCGGGGUGGUGGACACGACCGUGUCAAAUAGUAUCUACACUGAUGGUACACUUGCAGUGUACCAAGUGGACAAAGUGUUGUUACCAAUGAGCCUGUUUGGCCCAUCAGCUCCUGCCCCGGCUCCAGAGCCUUUAAAAAAGAAAAAGUCUGGGGCCGAUGAUGUCGCUCCGACAACGGAUGCCGGUAGCGACAAUGCCGACGCUUCGGGAGCCGGUAGCGAUUUGCAUGGCUUGUACAUUGGAGUGGUUGCAUUCAUCACAAUGUUGUAUUUGUGAAAAUGAGGAUUUGCACAUUUUAUAAUUAGUGCAUUGCAUUUGCAUGUGUGCUUUUUGAAUAAUCAACAGCCUAUGUCAUAUAUGUAAUCCAUUUUGUCUUUGAAUUAUAUAUACGAUUAAUUGAAUUUUUUAUUUUUUUUA